AUGAAGAGCAAGGUUACCCAUAGGCGAAUUGUUGCGGUUAAAGGCAGCCUGUUGAUUAACAAUCUGGAGAUUGGUUUUGUAAACGUUUAUGGGCCUCAUUCUCAAAGUGACAGAUAUGAUUUUUUCGACCAACUUAAUUAUGUAAUUUCAAGCUUAAAUUGCCCAAUUGUUGUGGGAGGGGAUUUUAACAUGGAAAGUCGAUUCACUUGGUUUAGGGGCGGACCGGUUACAACUGCUAGUAUACUAGAUAGAAUUUUGAUUUCUCCUGAGAUUGCCUGCUUAUUUCCGGGACUGGUGCAGUUCACUCUUCCAAGGAGUGUAUCAGACCAUAAUCUGGUUUUCUUGAAAGCUAAAAACCAUAGAAAAUUUAUCCGGCCAUUUAAAUGGUUCAACCAUUGGAGUGAAGAUUCCAUUCUUGUUGGUAGAAUCAAGGAUGUAUGGGAAUUGAAUAGAGGUAAAAACAUUAUGCAGUCCCUGCUGCUUACAAAGGUCGUGACAAAAGAUAGAGCAAGAUCAGUUCGUGAUAGUAAUCCCGUCAACGUGGAAAUCUUUGGGAAACAAGUUGAAGAAUUAGAAAGUAAAUGUAUUUCGAACCCCUUUUCUAAUUCUGUUCAAUCCGAUCUUGUUGCUUUGAAGGCUCGGUUGUGGGCCAUUUUACGAAAAGAAGAACGAGAGUGGCUCCAAAAAUCGAGACUUAGGUGGUUCAAAGAAGGUGAUAGAAAUACAAAGUUUUUCCAUUUAACUGCUUCUUCUAGAGCAAAGCGAAACCAGAUUAACAAACUGAAGGUUCAUAAUUCGGUGUUAAAACGUCAAGAUAGGAUUCAACAGGCUUUUGUUUCAUACUUUAGGGGUUCCUAUAAUGACGUGAAGACAAUCCCUGUAAAGAUAUGGGAUAUUUAG
This is a messenger RNA of Hibiscus syriacus, 900 nucleotides long. RefSeq lists its product as uncharacterized. Bases 1 to 900 code for a protein of 299 amino acids. NCBI's taxonomy places the organism in Eukaryota, Viridiplantae, Streptophyta, Magnoliopsida, Malvales, Malvaceae. Gene Ontology annotation, molecular function: catalytic activity. The record is from RefSeq and is a predicted model, not a curated record. The transcript is spliced from 2 exons.